UCUGUUUGCGAGAUUUCAGUUUCUCCAGGACUUGUGUUAUGGGAGAAUUUGGACCAAUCACGGGUCAGAGAUUUUCGAUUUGACACUUGAACAGCUGAUCAUCGUUCAUGUUCGUAAUUUUGUGUAAACAAAGAUAUUUGGAUAUUAAUUUGGAUAAACAAUUUAGUUAGAAUGAGAAUUGAGAAUGGUAGAAAAAUAUUAUGUAUUUGAAUUAUGUUGUGCUUAUUUAUAGGCUUUUUCGGGCCAUUUUUUAAAUGUGUGUGUACGAAUUAAUGAUUCAUUCAAAGUUUUUGAUAUUUAAAAUGGUAGAAACAACUUAUGUAUUUUAAUUAUGCUGUGCUUAUGUGUUUAUUUCUAGGCUUUUUCGGGCCAUUUUUUAAAUGUGUGUGUACCUACCGUUAAUGGGUAAUGUGUAUGAUUAUAUCUGGCAGGUAGAUAUUUGUCUUGUUUUGAAAGUUAAGACAAUUAAGGAAUCAUUCAUUCAUUCAAAGUUUUUGAUAUUUAAGAUAAAAAUUGUAGUAUUUAAUAGUAUAAAUGGACUUUUGAUUACCUUAUAGCUUUAUAUAUUUUAUUGAUACCUAGGUAUAAGCAAAAGCAUUGUAUUAUAAGUACAUAGAUGUACUACUGUAAGAACAAGAUGACAUUAGUUGUUUUUCUAUGGGCCAUUCCACGAACAUACGUCUGUUUUGGAUUACUUCGACAACAAAUAUUUUACUGUGCAUCAUAAGAAAUACGAAAGUAAAUGGUGCUAAUAAUUAUUCCAAUAAACAACAAUGUAAUUUGCAAUUUACUUUCGUUCUUCUUAUUUUGUACAGUAAAAUAUUCGUUGUCGAAGUAAUCCUAAACAGGCGUAUGUUCAUGGAAUAGGGUAUAUAAAGAAAUUAUGGAAAAUCCAAAAGUAUUCACCUUAUUAUUUUGAGUGACUUCAAGCAUAGAAAAAUGUCUUAUAAUGAAAGGUGAAAUACAUGCUAGGAAAUUAAAAAAUCUCAAUUAUUUUAUUUCUUUGAUUGUAACUUUUCUUUUGGAGUUUGAAUCUAACAAAAAUACCUCAUUUAGGUACUAGUUAAAAUUUUUUGUAAAAAUAUUUUGGUAAUAAAUUAAAACACUUGUAUUUGUACUUAAGGCAUAUUUAUUUUACAUUUUCAUAGUAUUAACAUUAUUACAUAAAUUAUACACACAUUAUUAUCAUAUUAUUAAUAACAACAAAUUUUAUCCACUCAUUGUUAUUGAGGUUUUACCUAAAAAUAUAUUAUAAAUUACAUUAUUAAAAGGUAAUACAAACUGGGAGAGGAGAGUAAGCUAUGGUUAUAUUUAGAGUCAGGAGAACAUCCACAGAAGAUGAAAGUUAUGUAAUGUUUAUUUAUGGACUUGCCAUUUUUACAAAUCAACUUAAAUUUAACUAAACUAUUAAAGCACAAUCUGAUUACAUAAAAAGGUAUUUUCAGUCUCAUUCUUAAUAGUAUUUAGUGAUAAAUGAAAAAAAUCUUUACUAUUAAUUUUGUUUGCAUUUCUACACAUUCUCUGUAAGGGUUUAUUUACAGCAGAGUUUCCCAACCGGUGGGUCGCGACCCACUAGUGGGUCGCAGGCAGAUUUUAGGCGGGUCACGGCGUGGCUCUUACGAUAGCUGAGUAGCGUACAUUAUAUAUCAUAAUAGGUGAGGGAUGGGUCGCGAAUAUGAAAAAACAUUAGAAGGUGGGUCGCCAGACAUAAAAGGUUGGGAACCACUGAUUUACAGUAUAAGUUCGAUUAUGAAAUUCUAAAUAAAGAGAAAUGGGGUAUGGAAGAGACAGUAAUCACAGUAAAAGAACGACCAAGUCAGGCAAUGUUUCAAAUGUUGAAACAUUUUGUGGUAUCUACUCCUUUUAACUGUAAGAAUGAGAUCUAUCAACCUGAUUUUUGACUGGCUGGUGUAUGGUAAAAAGAUUUGAUAUGAACCGUUAUAAAGACUUCUAUAAUUAAUAAGGUGGAAAUUUUUAAUGGAAAAUACAAGUGCAGUUGAAAGUGUUUUUCAUACUAAAAUUGCACUAAUACAUCAGAAUGUCCAAUCUAUUGGUGAUAAAAUUGACUCGUUAGAAGUUAUUGAAACAAUAGCAAAUACUUCUUAUUACAUAAGACAGGAAAAUAAAAGAUCAGCUUGCAGUACUUCAACUAAAUGACUUUUACCUUUGUGCUAGUUUUUGUAGAGAAAAGAAUGACAUGAAGGUGAUGCAGUGUAUCUGAGAAAUGGUCGGAUUGGAAAAGAAAGAGAAGAUAUUCAGUUAAUGUCACUAAAAAAUAUAUCAAAAUGUGAAGCUUGGGAAGGUGUUAUUUGAAAUGACCUAAUAAAUGAUUCUGAACUGUUAUUUUAAUUUUAUUUUAACCCCUUUACUUUACAACCCCAAUUUAUUGCAGUGUAGGUAUCUGAAUUCGCUCUACAGAGAUUCAUUUUGACACAUUCGGAAUAGGAAACAUACAUCACAAAAAUUCCUAUCUCACACUAUUGACUGCUCAAAUCAACUUAAUCUUUCAUUAAAAAAGAAUUAUUAGAAAUAGUGGGAGUAUAGGUAUCUAUACUAAUCUCUAAAAAUGUUGUGGAGUUUAUUUCUACAAAAUUUUUUUAUUUUGUACAAUAAAUAAUUUUGGUAACUCAAUAAUCAAAGUUAAGUUUGGUAUCAAAGUAAAGUACAAGUGAUAACCUUUCAUCUGACCAGAAAAACUUCGUAAAACAGUUUUAUUUUAAUGGUCUACAUUGCAUUAAACUGGUAAUUAACGUAAUUCUUUUUACCAAUAUAAAAACUAAUUUCAUUUUUAUGGUGUGAACCAGGUCAUUUCUGACUCGUUUUGUUUAUGUUAAUGAGUUCUGAACUCAAAAGGCAGUGGCGUAUCAAUUUUGAACUGGAAUAAAUUUUAUUAAAUAAUCCAGUACCAUGGGAUCAACAGGAAAAUGUGCUAAAUGUAAUUAUGAUUGUGUGUUUAAAGAAAGCAAAACGGAAUUGUUUGGUUUUCCUUGUGACCUAUGUAAAAGAAUUUAUUGCAAGAAGUGUUCCAACGUCUCCUCUUCUAAAAUUCGUGUUAUAGUGAUGGUAUCUAGAGUUAUGCCUUUUUAUUGCCCCCCAUGUCGAGAAAAUGUAAUUGGGAUUCCAGAUCUUAUAAAACGUAUCAAUGUAGUAGAAGAGGCUGUUCAAGAUCAUAACUCCAACACUCAGGGAAAAUUCAUUUCUAUUGAACAACGUAUCAUAAGAAUUGAGGAUACAAUUAAUAAUUUAACUACUGCCGCAAAUGAGUCUUCGAGCAUUAGUUCUAACAGUAAGAAUGUCAAAAUAGAUGCUACUAACUCCAUCUGCCCAUUGGAAAGUAACGUUGAUGCAUUUCUGGAAGAAUUGAAAGAAAGAAAAAAGAAAUCAAGUAAUCUGAUUAUUUACAAUUUGGAUGAAUCUACCAAGCAUACAGUCCAUGAGAAAGAAGCUGAUGAUCAUAGCAGAGUUGUAGCUGCUCUAACUACCAUUUGCAGUAGUGUGAAUUUAAAACAUGUUUUUCGUCUUGGCAAAAAAACUAAUGUAGUCAAUGCUAAGCCUAGGUUAAUCAAAGUAGUAUUAAACUCUGAAACAGAAGUGCUUAAUAUUUUGAAAAUAAAAAUAAAGUUGAUAAGACUGUGUUAGGUAAUUUACAGAUAAAAUCUGACUUAACUAAACUUCAACGUGAUUAUCUUUUGAAAGUAAGAACUGAGUUAACUAGUAGGGUUGCGAAUGGUGAGACUAACUUAACCAUUAGGUAUAUUAAGGGGGUACCCAAAAUAAUGGCAGCAAAAAACUAACAACUUCCAAUACAGUAAACCAACAGCUUUCUUAUUGUAAUAAUGUAAAUAGUAUUUAUCAGAGUAUACCUGUUAAUACGGAUAUUAUAUAUGUAAAUGCUCAAAGUAUAAUUGGUAAUUAUGAUCAAAUAUGUCAAAGUUUACUUUGCUAUAAUCCUAAAGUGUUGCUACUUAGCGAAACUAGAACAACUUCUGAUGUUGAAGAGAAGGAAAUUUACAUUGAAAAAUACAAAUGCAUUCGAUGUGAUUCAACUAGUCGCCAUACUGGCGGAGUCUUAAUAUAUAUUCAAAGUAGUUGUGAGUAUU
Molecule: messenger RNA, 4100 nt
Organism: Diabrotica virgifera virgifera (western corn rootworm)
Lineage: Eukaryota; Metazoa; Arthropoda; Insecta; Coleoptera; Chrysomelidae
Product: transcriptional regulator ATRX-like
Exons: 2
Coding region: 2908-3639 (243 amino acids)
Source: RefSeq, a predicted model, not a curated record